CCAACCUCCUCGCUUCUUCACACGGACCAAUCCCGGGAGAAAUGGAGUGGACAGAAUGGCACGAGGUACAGGGUUGAAACGUCGCUCUCUAUUUGCCGAUGAGGCAGAAGAUAGUCCUAGACAACAGAGAAGGAAGUUUGUCGCAUGCCAGCGAUGCCACGCCCAUAAGAUCAAAUGUUCCGGUGAUCAGCCUUGCAGCAAAUGCCGUGCAGUGGGUUGCGCGGACGAAUGCGCCUACUCUUCUAGAGAUCGUCAAGUUAAAGUCAGCGAGAACUACUUAGAUCAGCUCCUAGCGGAGAAUCGGCGCUUAAAGGAGCAAUCGGUAACCUCGGCCGACGCCACCGAAGCCAGCGGCCGGCCUCAUACUGAACGGGCCCUUUCUCGGCAUGCAGAUGCUACCGAUGCACCUGACACUACUAGUAUCCAGAACCCCAUCAUUGGUGAGCGAGCAUGGUUCCAUCGCUAUGAUUCAUCUUCGCCGCCCAUUUAUAUCGGCGAAGCGGCUUGCUCUGCCUUUGCGACUCGCUUUCGCCGCUUCCUCACUGGGAAUAAUGCGACUGCACAUAUUACACGCACACAGUGGGAGCGAGAAGAAGUCAUUGCCGCGGCAGCUAACGAAGCGAACGCCCAAUGGCCAAGCUUACAUCACGCCCGACUUCUAGUCCGAAUUGCAAUCAACCAAAUCGGACAUUUGUAUCACUUGAUGAUGCGCAAGACCACUCUGGACAAGCUGGAGGAGGUCUACCAGACAGGAAGUUUCGACUGCGUGUCGAAUAAGUGCAAGUUCUUCGCGCUGUUUGCAUUCGGUCAGGCCUAUUCUGUUCGAUCUGACCCUACCACCGGAUCACGAGUCCCCGGCACAGCAUAUUUCGCGCGUGCCAUGAGCUUAGUUCAAGUCCUGCCAGAGAGGACUAGUAUCACUCACCUUGAAACAUUGCUUCUACUAUCCUUAUUCUCCUACUACCUCAAUCGACGACACUCAGCCUAUGUACUGAUUGGAAAUGCCAUGCGCAUGGGCUUGACAAUCGGUCUAAACCAUAAUAUCCCCGAAUCGCAACUCAUCGACCCCGUGGAACGCCAACACCGCAUCGAGAUCUGGUGGACAAUUUACAUCUUCGACCGCAUGUGGGGAUCCAAAAUGGGUCUCCCCAUGCAGAUUCUCGACGAAGAUAUCCACGUCGACAUGCCUACAACUAUCUCUCCAAAUUGGCGGCAUGAAGAAGAACUCUCCGACACGGACUAUAUGACUGCAAACAUUAAACUCGCCAGGAUAGCGGGCGAAACAAUUGCCCGGUUGUAUAGCAGACGCAAGUACCAGGAGACAUUCCUCCAGCGCGUGCAGAAACUCCUGAAAGCACUGAAAAACUGGGUUGAUACGCUACCAGAAGGUCUGCGAUUAAACAUGGAAGAUCUUGAAUCUAGCAAGAAACCCGUUGUUUCCUUACACAUGGCAUUUAACCAGUGUGUCAUCCUCACAACGAGACCUACACUACUACACCUCCUCAUAACUCUUCGCAAAAAUAACGGUUCAAGGCCCCUCGGAGAAAAUAUCCGAGAUUCAGUUUCUCAGCCCGUCCUCACACUCAGCGAAGCUUGUAUCCACGCCGCACGUCACUCCCACUCGAUGAUUCUAACUCGCUGGAUCAACGGAACCUGUCCUUCUUUCGGCUACUUCCACGCACACUACCUCUUCUCCUCCGCACUGAUUCUAGCCAUGUCUAGUUUCGUGCCUAUUGGAAAUCCAAGUGACAUGAGCGGCUUCGACUCCGCACUAGACGUGCUGCGUUCAAUGUCCGAAAAUGGCAACCUUGCCGCCGCGGAGUUCUACCACAAUCUGGAGCAAGUGAAAGUUUGUCUCGACGCAUAUCGCGGCGCAAGUCGACCACAAAAAAGCGAAUCAGGCCCGGAAGUCAACGUAGAGAUGACUGAUUCCCCUGCGGCAGCCGCACUGAGACCAAUAUCCGGUCUGGCUUCGACACUGGCACCCUCUUCUACGGCGCAUAUGCCGGGGAUUUCAUCUGAGGCAUCAGUUGCGCCCUUGUUACCUGCAGACGGCGAUUUGUUGGCUGGCCAGCCGUCUCACGGGCCUGAUGCAUAUGUUCUGCCAGCGCGGGACGCUGUCAACGGAUAUACCACGGAGAUGGCGUUUCUGGAGCCGACGAUGCAGGAUUUUUUGGCCCAGUCAGAUAUUGAUUUGGGCCUGCUACACCCAGUGGAUACAUUUCUUAGCGAGGCGGAGAAUUUGUAUACUUGUCAUGAGCUAUAGCAAUAAUGCAUUUUUUUUAAAACUUCAACAA
Messenger RNA from Penicillium brasilianum, 2297 nucleotides. The record is from the annotation of a GenBank genome assembly. Lineage: Eukaryota; Fungi; Ascomycota; Eurotiomycetes; Eurotiales; Aspergillaceae.